AUGGGGAGGGGAUGGAAAGGAGAUGUGAUAGGGAAGGGGAAGAAUGUGGAAGAGAGGUUUAGGAAGGUGUUUGGGAACGGGAGGACUGUGCCGGUGCUAUACAAGGUGACGAGUGUUAACCGGUGCGCGCAUGUGAUGGGGAGGUGGAGGGAAGGUGGGGAAGAGAAGGAGGAGGGCAGUUGGGAAGGGAUUGUGGAGGAAGGGGGAUGGGUGAGGGCAGUUCAACAAUUACUUUUUUCACAGAACUGUGAUGGGGAGGGGGGGAGGAGAUGGGGAGGAGAUGGGGAGGAUAUGGGGAGGAGAUGGGGAGGAGAUGGGGAGGAGAUGGGGAGGAUGUGGGGAGGAGAUGGGGAGGAGAUGGGGAGGAGAUGGGGAGGAGAUGGGGAGGAGAUGGGGAGGAGAUGGGGAGGAGACGGGGAGGAGAUGGGGAGGAGAUGGGGAGGAGAUGGUGGGGAGGAGAUGGGGAGGAGAUGGGGAGGAGAUGGUGGGGAGGAGAUGGGGAGGAGAUGGGGAGGAGAUGGGGAGGAGAUGGGGAGGAGAUGGGGAGGAGAUGGGGAGGAGAUGGGGAGGAGAUGGGGAGGAGAUGGGGAGGAGAUGGUGGGGAGGGGAAAUGGACGAGUGCAGUAG
Closterium sp. Naga37s-1 is the source of this 627-nucleotide messenger RNA. NCBI's taxonomy places the organism in Eukaryota, Viridiplantae, Streptophyta, Zygnematophyceae, Desmidiales, Closteriaceae. The record is from the annotation of a GenBank genome assembly.